Molecule: messenger RNA, 2012 nt
Organism: Botrytis deweyae
Lineage: Eukaryota; Fungi; Ascomycota; Leotiomycetes; Helotiales; Sclerotiniaceae
Exons: 2
Coding region: 926-1711 (261 amino acids)
Biological process (GO): positive regulation of DNA-templated transcription
Cellular component (GO): nucleus
Molecular function (GO): chromatin DNA binding; transcription coactivator activity
Source: RefSeq, a predicted model, not a curated record
CGACGACAAGGUGACAAGGUGACAAGGUUAUGAUUCUAGAACUUGUUCAGCCUUCCAUCUUCCAUCUUCCAACAAUCAUAACUCUCGUAAAAGGAAAGAGGAAAGAGGAAAGAGGGAAAAGGGAAAAGGCAAAACAAAAGGCAAAAUCGACAAUAUCAGCCUAAGGUUGGAAUGAAGAAAGUCCUUCUCUUCUUCACACACACGACGCCAUAAUUCUUACCAAUUGAAUUCUCUCUUAAAAUCCCCCCAGUCAACGAGCCAGCCAGCCAGCCCAAAGGAAAAUCCCCAAAAAACAACAACAACAAAACUUCUCUCUCGAAACUUUCAACGCCCGCCAGAUCAUCCAUUCAUUUUCCCAAUCACCAAAAUUUCUCAAAAUCAUCCAAGCUAAAGCAUUGCAUGCGCGCUUCCACCAAUCAUUCAUUCAAUUGAAUUGGAGAUCCAAUCCCCUCUUCCAUAGAGCCAAGGUAUCUGCCCCCGCUAUCAGAACCUAGCUUGUCAUUAUAGGAAAAAGCGUGGAAGGGUCCAACUCCAUUUUUCCCACUCCUCUUACCGUUCCGUGGCGAUUACUGCGACUGUGGUCUCACGCUUGUAGCACUUCUAUCCAUUCACAUACUGAUAUCCAUUUCCCCUGCUUCUUACACAAAUAACUCCUCCGUACCAGUCAACUACCUACCGGUUGCAUUCAAACUUCUGCUGCUUUCCGACCCACACCUUCUGAAAGACCCUAUCAUACCAAAAGCGGAUACAAGAUCUCUUCCGGUAGGCAGUUCGACAAUAAUGUCAAUCAAGUAAGUAAAUAGUCGUCUCUUAUGGUUUCUGUAGUGCAGUAUUUGAUUGCCGUCACUUUCUUCUUUGCUCUCUUCAUUCUCAAUUCUAUCUUCUCUUUCUUUUUCUUGUCUGUUUUGCCUUCAUUUUCUCAAUCAUGUAUGCUUUUCACCAAGAACAGCAUCUUUAUGCCUUGCAUAUGGCACAAGAAGAAAUGCUAAAAUCUACCCGUGAAAAAAGUUGGGUAAUGACCUCUCACGAGGCUGGAUUCGUCAAACUUCCCAAUGAACGAAUUCUUUAUACUUCACCCCCUCGAACGAGUUUACAAAUUUCUACGACGACUACACCUCCUGGCGCAGAGCCAUAUUCAGCCAAAAGUGACGCUGGGGUUGUUUAUAUCAGUAACCAACGAAUAAUUUAUCUUCCAAGUACACCUACCCCCGAACUUCAAUCAUUUUCCUCGCCAAUUCUCAACUUGCAAGAUAGUUAUGUUCGUGCGCCAUUCUUCGGCGCCAAUUACUGGACUGCUCUCUGCAAGCCGGUCUCGGGAGGUGGAAUUCCUCCAGACUAUCCAUCGGUUGAGCUCAAGAUGACAUUCAGAGAAGGCGGGGCUUUCGAUUUUCAUUCUUGCUUGGAGCAAAUAAAGGACCGUCUAUACCAAGUUUAUAGUGUCGCACGCGAACAUGGGGGAAGGGGAACGAGUGGAGUAGAUUUGGCGAACAUGGAUUUAGAGCAAUUACCUGCCUAUGAAGCUGCGACAGAGGUUGCAGAUGAGGCACCUGAGGUAGCUCGAGAUAGCGGGGUAGCAAGCACAACUGGAAGUUCACGGCCCGAGACCUUCACCGCGCCAGCUGAGCCCCCUCCAGAUUAUGAAGAAGCACAAGCACAAGCCGUUUCGGUGGACCUGGAUCAGCGAUUACGAGAGCAGGCCGAGAGACAAUGAGAGGGGGUAAGCGACAUAUAUAGAAUGCUGUGUUACAUUUGUUUUGUUACAUCGGGUGUUACGAAGUCAUGAAUAAAUGAAUACUGGGAAGGUAGGACAUCUAUGGAGGGGGGAAAGGCGUUCUUCUAUCACAAAUUUGCACAUACGAUUUGGCACGGUCUAUGAUCAGAAAUGGGGCUAUAAAGCAGCACUGCAAUGGCGUUUUGAGAGGUUGAUGGUAAAUUGCUUCAAGAUGGAAUUGAUGUCUAAAAUAGUCUGAAAUAGCUAGUAUAUCAUGAGAAAUGAAUAAAAAAUUGAAAAA